CUGAAGCCACCUGUAGCGGAUCUCUAACCUCCAAAGGAAAUAAACCUCCGAAAGCCACCGAGUUAACGGACCUAAACCUCUUGACACGGAAGACGUCUUCUGUUUUCUGUUUUUUUUUUGCAUUAUCAAUAACUUUUAUUAUUAUUAUUAUUUGUAUGAGCGACAUUUAAAUAGAGAACUAUGUUACUGACGCAUCGACUAUUCCUAUUAAUAUCAAUCUCGACUUCAGUGGACAUAGUAGCAGCAGCAUUGUGUCUAACAUCUGUAAUAGGCACAUCCACCAUGAGCCCCAUCGCAAGCAUGACUGCCUCGAUAACGCCACCAGGUUUAUCUAGCACAGAUUCAACCGAUAAUUCAGCAGACAGCCCAAUCAAUGCUACCGCUACUGCUACUGUUGCAGUAACAAGCAUUGCAUCUGAGAAUACAACUGCAUCAUUCACAAACAAUGCCACCACCCCACUGCUGUCGACGCAUGCUGGCAAUGUCACAUCUCCACCUUUAUCUACUCAAGGCAACGUGACAAGCUCAUCUACAGUUACACAAGAAAUUGCUACUAGUUCAUCAGUGAGUACACCAGGAAAUGCCACAGCUUCACCUGCACCUAUAACAACAGCAGCAGCCAGCUCCACAAGUCCACUUGUACCUACAACGGAGAAUGCUACAAACUAUCCUGUAACUACACCAGGCAAUACCACAACUACUCCUUUACCUGAGCCAGGCAACAGCACAACCCCAUCCCAAACUACAAGAGACAAUGACACUACUCCUCCCAUUAGCACAGCAAACAACAGCACAGCUUCACCAGUUACAACACCAAGCAUUGUCACAAUUACAACACAGAGUACAUCAGGUAAUGCCACAACAGCAAACAAUGCAACAACUCCACCCUUAACCACAGAUAUUUCAAAUCUAAGUACACCAGGGAAUAAUGCAACAGUAAAUGCUACUGCACCACCUCAAACGACAACAGUAAAUGCUACUACACCACUCCUAACUACACCAGUAACUGCUACCACACCACCUCUAACAACAACAGAGAAUCAAGCAACAGUAAACGUUACCACACCACCUAUAACUACACCUGGGAAUAAUACAAUAAUAAAUGUUACCACACCAUCCAUGACUUCACCAGUAAAUGUUACUACGCCACCUUUAACUACACCAGAGAAUAAUGCAACAGCAAAUGCUACUACACCACCCAUGACUACACCAGGGAUCGAUGUAACAGUAAAUGUUACCACACCACCCAUCACUACUCCAGUAAAUGCUACUACACCACCUCUAACUACACCAGUGAACAAUGCAACAGCAAAUGCCACCACACCACCGAUAACUACACCAGUAAAUGCUAAUACACCAACUCUAACUACAUCGUUGAACAAUGCGACAGGGAAUGCCACUACACCACCCAUAACUACAACAGUAAAUGCUACUACACCAUCCCUAACUACGCCAGGGAACAAUGCAACAACAUAUGCCACCACACCACCCAUAUUUUGAACAGUAAAUUAUAAUAGUAAACCUAUAACUACAUCAGCGAACAAUGCAACAGGGAAUGCCACCACACCACCCAUAACUACACCAGUAAAUAUUACUACACCAUCCCUAACUACGCCAGGAGACAAUGCAACAACAAAUGCCACCACACCACCGAUAACUACACCAGUAAAUGCUACUACACCACCUAUAACUACAUCAGCGAACAAUGCAACAGGGAAUGCCACCACACCACCCAUGACUACACCAGUACAUGCUACUACACCAUCCCUAACUACGCCAGGGAACAAUGCAACAACAAAUGCUACCACACCACCAAUAACUACACCAGUAAAUGCUACUACACCACCUACAACUACAUUAGCAAACAAUGCAACAGGGAAUGCCACCACACCACCCAUCACUACAGCAGUAAAUGCUACUACACCAUCCCUAACUACACCAGGGAACAAUGCAACAGCAAAUGCCACCACACCACCAAUAUCUACUCCAGUAAAUGCUACAACACCACCCCUGACUACACCAGGGAACAAUGCAACAUUAAACACUACCACACCACCCAUAGCUACGCCAGGAAAUACUACAACACCACCCCUGACUACACCAGGGAACAAUGCAACAUUAAACACUACCACACCACCCAUAGCUACACCAGGAAAUACUACAACAGGGAAUGCUACCCCACCACCUCAGUCUACACCAGGAAAUGCUACUACACCACCCAUAACCAACUCAACGACUGGACCCACUGUUUCUACUACUAACCCAACUAACACUACAACCACACCAGCUACCUGUCCUGCAGUGCCCUGCCCACUUCUCAGUGUCUGUGUGAACUCCAUCUGUCAGUGUGUGACAGGAACUAUUCCUUUAAAUAAUGCCUGUGUGGAAACUAAAACCUUCCCUAGUACACUGCGGGUGAACCGCACUUUUGAAGAGGCUAUGAACAAUCCACAAUCACCUGAAUUCCAGAAAACCGCAAAAGAGGUCAUUGCUGCGGUAAAUGAAGCUCUGCGUAACCAGCCAAACUACAUUAACAGCACAGUAAUAAAGUUGAUGUCUGGCAGUAUAGUGGCCACAGUAAACAGUUUUUUUGAGCCCAGUUCUCCAGUCACACAGGAACUGGUUACAUCUGCCAUGAAUACUGCUAUAAGUGAUUGUGAGAAGACAAACUGUGGCAUUCUUGCUAAUGCUCAAUACACUGAAACCAAUCUGUGUGAUCAAGAUCCUCGUCCUUGUGAUGUUGACACUACAGAGUGUUUGGCCAAAGAUGGGACACCUGAUUGUAUCUGCAAACCUGGCCAUAUAUCUAGCCUUUACCAGUCCAGAAGCUGUAGAGUUUGCCCUAGUGGCUACAAAGCGCAGGAGGACAUGUGUGUUCGAUGUCCAUUUGGCUAUUCUGGAUUCAACUGUGAUGACUCCUCUUUGUUGGCUCUAGUGGUGGUGGCGUGUGUGUUAGGGGGAAUUCUGCUCAUUGUGAUUUUGGCUGUUCUCAUCUACAUCUGUGUGACUCGUAGCAAGAAGAAGUCAAGCAGCAAUUAUUACAACAGCCCGUUCCCUGCUGAGGAGUUCCGGGCCACGUGGCCCUCUCAGGACAUCGGCCAUAUUCCACGUGCCACUCUGACAUCUAGUUCCAGCAUUGAUGCCACUGGCAACAGUCUAGAGAUGUCUGAAGAGCUAGGCAAGAAAGACCACAGUAAUGGAUUGAAGAUUGGAGGAAAGUCAGGCUCGUAUGACCUCGGAACGGAUGUCAUGAGGACAUUUAAGGACGUAAACCCCACACGCUACUCUUAUCUGGUGGGUCAUGAAAACCCCUACUUCAUACAUGGAGAUGACAAGAGAUGAGGAAAACAGCAGAGAAAGCCAGUGGACAAGAAAAGAGUGCAAUAGCGACAUGAAUUAUAAAAAGGCCUUGGAUCAAAAUGUUUCAGGAACGUUAACACUGUCAAAACUAUACAGCUGAUCACAGACUCAAAGUAUAUACACAAACAGCAUUUGAGAGAUAUGUUUAUAUAUAUAUAUAUAUAUAUAUAUAUAUAACAGUUUUUAUUCUAAAUCCCUUUCACCCAGGAUAAAAUGCUCACUUCUUAAAAGUGCAUUGAUGAUUGGGUUUUUUUCUACCACAAGCUUGAUAAACAUGUCCUGUGUAUAACAAUGUGAGAUGAAUGCUUAACCAUUUACAUUUAUGCAUUUAUCCAAAGUGACUUACAGUGUAUUCAGGCUAACAUUUUUUACGUAAAGUGUUCCCUGGGAAUUGAACCCACAACCUUUUGCACUGCUAACACAAUGCUCUACCACUGAGCCACAGGAACACAGCAGUCAUCUUUUUUUAACCACUCAUCUUUUUUUUGUCACUUCUUAUGUUUUGUCUGCACAUUUCAUAUUCAGAGUUCUGUUAUCUGACAGAGAUCAUGCAUGUUACUGUGGUUUUCAACUCAAAAUACGUUAUUAUAAAGGAUGUAAUAUUAAACCAUAUUUUGGCAUAUUUCUCAUCUGUGCAAGCAAUAAGGGCAGAAUAUAUCAUGUAAUCCCGUAGUUCUGAUGCAUCUGAUCUAUAUUCUGACAGUAACUGCACUUUGUAGGAGAGAGCAUGUCAUGUCUUGUGUCUAUGUGUGUGUAUGUUUCAAAAUUUAUCUAUCAGAAAGACAGAACUGGUACAUUCAGUUAUGAAUUUUUGGUUAAUAUCUCCUCCAAAGAAUUAAUUUAUUUUAUGCCAGGACAAUGCAUGUCACUAGAAAUUGAUCUCUGUGCCUGACUGUGAUGUUGUCUUUUAAAUAGGAGAAUUAUGCAAUGACGAGGAAUAAACAACCAUGUCUCCUCUGUAGUCGUGCCAAUAAUUAUAUUUAUUUAAAUCAGAACAUGACAUUUACUCAGCUGUCUGUUUGCUUCAUAUAUAUAUAUAUGUAUUUAUGUGUAACUGGGAUAUUUUCUAUCUGUACAUAAAGCUUUUGUAAUAAUAAUAAUAAUUGUAUAAAGUGAUUCAUCUUGUUCUGUAUAAUGAAAGGAAAUAAAUUAAUAAUAAAGAUGUAGUUAUCUACAA
Messenger RNA from Cyprinus carpio (common carp), 4537 nucleotides. Its product is annotated as mucin-2-like. Gene Ontology annotation, biological process: cell-cell junction assembly. The record is from RefSeq and is a predicted model, not a curated record. The transcript is spliced from 15 exons. Lineage: Eukaryota; Metazoa; Chordata; Actinopteri; Cypriniformes; Cyprinidae.